This is a messenger RNA of Aphanomyces invadans, 1526 nucleotides long. RefSeq lists its product as hypothetical. The record is from RefSeq and is a predicted model, not a curated record. The transcript is spliced from 3 exons. NCBI's taxonomy places the organism in Eukaryota, Oomycota, Saprolegniomycetes, Saprolegniales, Verrucalvaceae. The coding region runs from base 66 to 1028 and encodes 320 amino acids. Gene Ontology annotation, molecular function: phosphatidylinositol binding.
GCGUGCUGCGCCGUGUGCCGUCGCUGGGUGUGCGUGCAUUACGCUAAAGUGCCAAAACACGGACCAUGGGGUGCCGCCAGUCCACGGCGGCCAGUGCCCCAGCACCACACGGCCGCCCCCUCGUCAGGUACUCUGUCGAGGCGUCAAGGCGAUCGUUACUGCGGAUUGCCGACCACCUGGAUGAACUUGAAGAUGCCGUUCCCGAUGCAGUGCUUGCCAAGUGGGAGCGCAUCGUCGAGCAGGUCAUCGCCGCCACUGUGGACACGUCGCAACUGGAGCCGACAACGCGACGAAUCGAUCCAUGUGUCGAGCGCGCGGCAAGCAGCCAACACGACGUUGAGAUCGUACGAAGAACCGCGUUGAAACCCCAAGACGCCGCGUCGCCGCCAGUCGUCGAUGGCACGCCACACGAUUCGGUCGUCGGCAACCGAGUUGGCGCCUCGAGCUCGUACUGGGGCACUGACGACACGCCUGCUGCUGCACGAUCCAGUCAAGAUGCCAACGUGAACGUUGUGCUGCAAAACACUAUGCCAGCGGCAUCGCUUGUCGCCGCUCCAUCCAACCCUGCUCCAGCGCACAUGCCCGAGGAUCCAGGUCGGAAACGACAUGGCGGCACGGACGGUGCCCAGAUCGCACCACCCGAAGGCCUCGAGACCGCGCGCUCGCAGCGCUCCAACACGAUGUUGUCGUUUGUGAAAGCGAGAGAUACCACAUCGUCCAGAUGUCGCAACGACGCGGUCGGCUCGUUGGCAAACCCCACGCAGCCAGUGACCGUCGAUGGUUCCACCGACAAGGUGACCACGGACGCUGUUUCCGGCAUCGCAGCCACACGGACGACCUGCAUCCCCUCCUGCUCACUCGCCCCCGCGGCGAUGCUCCAAAACGCACAUGACGGCCCCCCGAGUGCGAUGGGCUUCAUGCUCCAGCCGCUGGACCAAGCGCAGCUGGAGCCCGUGGUGAGCACACCGUUGAGUUGGGUCCGGGCUGGAGGUUCGUCCUCGUGUCGACUAGGCACUUGUGCAAUGUAGCGAUCCCACGUACCCCUCAACUUUAGCGCCCACCGCGUUCGAGGUUCGAGGCACGAUCAUCGACGGCGGCACCGCCAUGUUCAUGGUGCACGCACCGAACCGUUCCAAACCAAUCUACCGCCAGUUCAACGACUUCAAGCAGCUGCAUGCAGCCGUGGCGCCUGUCAUGGCGCUCCCAGCGCACCGCAGUCUAACGUUUCCACCGCUUCCUCGCGCAGGGCUCUUGACGAGACUCGUUCGGCAAAAACAAGCGCUGAUCCACGACCAGUCGCUCGUAUUUGAAGCGAUGCUGAAUGCGAUUGCAUCCCAUCCACUCGCGUCCGAGAGCGUCGACCUGCAGCGCUUCUUGGCCUGAACUCCUGAAUAAUGUAAUGUACAGCAACUGCCAUGAAAAGCGGCAUGGCUCUGGACGAGCGGCGUGGUUGCUAUGAGGAAUACGCCCACGAACCGUGUGUGGCUCGACCCUCGAUCACUCGUUGUGUUGAGUCGUGAAUCUUG